Messenger RNA from Elaeis guineensis (African oil palm), 4132 nucleotides. RefSeq names its product annexin D8. Gene Ontology annotation, biological process: response to water deprivation; response to heat; response to cold. The record is from RefSeq and is a predicted model, not a curated record. Gene Ontology annotation, cellular component: plasma membrane; cytoplasm. Gene Ontology annotation, molecular function: calcium-dependent phospholipid binding; phosphatidylserine binding; calcium ion binding. Lineage: Eukaryota; Viridiplantae; Streptophyta; Magnoliopsida; Arecales; Arecaceae.
CCCCAACCGGACGUCCAUUUUGGUUCUUCCUCCAUUUCCGCGGGAACGAGAACGAAAGGUCGCGGCCAUGGUGGUUGAAACUGUAUAUCUCCCCGCCUCUCGGUUCAAAAUCCGAGCCACCGAUCAAUCGGAUGAGCUCGAUUUCUCCCCUUUUCGGCGAUUCCUAGACGCAAGUCCCUUCCUGGCCAGAGAUGGCAGCGUGGAGAACCGCGAUGUUGCUUCUCCUCGUCGCCAUGGAAGACAUGAUCUCGGCGCCGUCGUGCGAGAUAUCCGGCCACUCCGGUGGAGAUUCGUGCCAUCCAGAUGAUCUGAGGGUCAUGAUGGUGGCGGAUCUUCUCUUGCUGGAACCGGACGCAGGGUUCGUCGAUCUCUACUUUAGGGAUCUCUUCAGAUCCGAAUUCUUCAAGGGAAGGGCAGGGAUCCAUGUGGAGGGGGCAGGGUUCAAGAUUAGGAUGAUUGGCAUGAAGCUAAAAGCGCAUACCAUCCAUUUCCUUUUCUAAAGUUAUUUGGCCAAGUGAUGUUGAUAUGCGACUGUUGGGAUAUACCGGCUGAUCCCUAUAUGCUGACUUAUCCUCGGAACGGUUCGACCGACGUCCGACUCUAUCCACCGGAUGGACAGACGACUCCGACAAUGACUACCGACGAUAUCCGACCGAAGGUAUGCCGGUCGAACAGACCAAUGCUAUUUCCAACCGGCCGAACGGCCGAACCCAUAUCACCGACUCACUGUCGGGGGUGGCGGCUGACGUCCGACUUCCACAAGGUACCAGAUCAGCCGACGGUGUUUUCGAGUCAUCACCAGACGUCCCGGCAGCCGAAUCCCGACAUAUAGUCGGCCAGUCCGCUCAAACACCGUACAACCGCUAUGGGCUGUUGUCCUGUCAAGGACAUGCUUUGCGACUGCCCUGGGGCAUUGUCCUGUCAAGGACAUGGGUUAAUUCUGAUGACCUGACAACCCAUGUCGAUUUGACAGUCCCCAGCGAUUUGUCAACUCCUCAGUUGUCUGCACCAUUAAUGGUGGGACCAUACCGCAUUCUACUAUAAAACGGGGUAAGGCAACAGUUUUGGUAAGCUCUCGAAAAGCUCUUAAGCUCUCAAACUCUCUCUCCUCCGCUGAGCCCUCUGGUUUUUUUCACUGUUGCUUAGUCUCCUCUCUGACUUGACCGUCGGAGGGUCCCCGCCGGAGGCAUCUCCGGUCAGUUAGGACUUUCCUUGCAGGUGCGCGUCCCCGGCGAUCAGACGACGAGGGGAUUGGCAGCAACAACGACCAUAUGAGUUCAAGUAUACUCUCCCUGUAAAUGCAACUGUGCAUAUCUUCCAGGCUAUUAAGCCAAAGUCUGUAAUCUAAGUUCGUUUUCUUUAAUUCUUUGAAACCACAUAAGAAUUUCAGAAGAUAUAUAAUUGGUGGUACCAAUUCAAUAGCUGUCAUGUUUUAUGAUCUCUAUGGGAUCAUUGAUUAGAUAAGAGUUUGUAUCUGACAUCAUGAUGGCUGGAUAAGCCACAAGCAUGCACAUUAAUGGUUCUGGAAUGAAAUUUUCUUGAAAAUUGUCUUUAUAUUCCCAUAUGGCAUUUCUAACAGCAUCAGAAAUCCAGGAGAUCAUGCAAUUGAUUUUGUUUAAGCUCUCUAUACUUUUCUUUUUCUCACACAACUUAUGAAUGAAAGAAAAAGUGAAGUAAUCCUUAUGUAGCAACUUGCUUGCCGCAGGAUUGUUCAGUGUUGACACCCAUAGCUUUUAUGACCAUGCACAUGAUGAUGAGACACAUGAAUUGACUGUCCCUACCAUGACAUGGGCUGCUGAGGAAGCCUCAGUUUGUUGUUCUCACUUUUGGACAGAACAAAGCAGUGACUGUGAACCAGUGUUCUUUGGCUACGGAAUUACAAGUAGUAAUGGCCUUUAUGUUUGUAUUCAUCCUGUCAAUAGCAAUGCUACUGGUAAUGAGGCAGUCACAUUUUUAACAUAGAUGACAAAACCCACAAUUUUGCCUAGUGAUUUGUGCGUUUCUAAGAAGGUGUUGAGAUGUUGAUCACCAUAUUUCUGUAGUAUAAUUAUUUUGCAGCUUCUCGAAUGCCUGUAAUACUGAUGCAGCUUGUCUUGGUUGAGUUGUGUAAAAGGGCCUCUUUGGUAAAGCAGGAUUCAAUGAAGAGAGAGAAAUUUGUGUCAUGUUUAAACAUGUGUGUGCUCUUUCAUCUUGAUAAAGAAACAGGCUUAUGAGCACUAAGAGUUCCCAAUUAAAGCACAAAUAAAAAGAAGACAAGGACAUGUGAAAUUUCUUGGUUCACCAAUGAAGAUAAUGUUUUUAAUAAAUAGCAUCUAAUUAUUCUGUGCUUGUGAAACUGGCUGACUUUUGCUCCUGACUUUUGCUAUUACUUGUCACCUGGACUCUAUUGCUAUGUGAAUGCUACCCUAAAACAGAGGUGCAGAGGUGACUAUUAAUCUAGAUGAGGACUAAAGAAUACGAAGAAAAGUCCGAAUACCACUUUGUUCUCCGACUCAAUAGCCGCGACAGAUAAAAGAAUUAUUUGAUCUUAUCUGCCGCUACAGCAAUCAUUGAAUGGUAACUUUGUGGUUUAGUAUUUAGCAAGUGGAUUCUCAUACUGAAUUACUUUAUUUAAGGGGUGGAUUCUGUUUGCAUGGUAACUAUGAUAACUGCUUCCAGGUUUGCACCCACCAUCAAGGACUCUCCUGGAUUCACUAUUUUGUUUUCUUCCUCUUUUAUUUGGAUCUGACUUGGGCACUGUCAGGUGGAAUGAUUCUCUUCAUGAGAGAUUCUGACUAUGGUGAUAAGAGCAUUAGUGAUGUAAACAUGACUUUUAUUGAACAAAAGUUGCUGAAAGAUAAUGAAGUGUCAGGGAAAGCCUAUGGUUGAAAUUGGAACAUAGGAUAUGUUCUCAAGAUGUUGAUGUUUUGUUUGUUCUCACCUUUGCUGGAUGCUUUAAAGAAAGCAAUAUUCCAGGUAUAGCAUCAGAGAACUCUAUAAGUUGAACUCUCAGGCCUCUCUAUCCUUAAGUUGUGCAAGAUCAGCAUCUGCAGGCUCUUCAAAAUGGCAACCAGUUCACAAACGACCAAGAAAUAUGAAUUUGAUUGUGUAUACCUCCACUCUUGUUUAGCUGGAGGCAAGGGUGCAUCAAGUGAACCAAGAAAGGUUAUGGAGAUCCUCACUCAAAGAAACAUGGAAGAGCUUAAGCUCAUUCGUCAGACAUACCGUGCUCUCUACAACUGCGACCUGCUCCAUGUCUUCUCCCAAAGUGACAAUCCAUUUUCUAGGGUGGCUUAUCUUCGUGCAACCGAACCCCCUGAAAGAGAUGCUGAAAUUGUGAGAGGAGCACUGUUUGGUCAGAGUUUGGACCCUGAUACUCUCACUGAAAUCAUCUGCACUCGCUCUUCUUUGGAGCUUAGUGCUGCCAAGCAAGCCUAUCAAGCUCGGUACAACUCCAACCUGGAACGAGAUGUUUCCUCGAAAACUAUUGGCAGCUUGAAGGAGGUUCUUCUAGCAGUCUUAAACUCAAACUGUUACGAUGGAGGAAGAGUUGACACAAGUCUGGCAAUGUGCGAUGCAAAGACACUCUAUGAAGCAAUUGAAAGUGGAAAAUACAUAGAUCAGAGGUGCAUCAUCUUGGUUAUCAGCCAAAGGAACACUAGCCAAAUCAAAGAAAUUCUUUCCUCCUACAAACAACUCUAUGGUCAUGAAUUCUUGAAGUUCUUAAAAAAAGAGAAAUGUGGAGACUUUGGAAGGCAGCUCCGUAUAGUGAUCCGGUGCAUUCAAUUUCCUGAGAAGCACUUUGCCAAGCAACUCCGAAGAAAACUGAAGAAUGGUGAUGCUAGAGAGGUUUUGCUUCGAACAGUGGUGACUCGAUCCGAAAUCGAUAUCAAACACAUAAAUAGUGCUUUUGCCGCGAAAACUGGAUGGACUCUGGAGAGUCUUGUAAGAAAUGAAUUCAACGGUAACAGCUGCUCCAACACUGACAAAGUUUACAGCUUGGCUGGUGAUUUCCUUAUUGCCCUUCUCAAACAUUCUUGAGAAGUUAUUGAGUCUGGGUCUCUAUGAGCAUUAGAAUGUAAGUCGUGAGAAAGAGGGGAAUAAGAGAUUGGUUUUCAGUGUUAAUACCAGUUGUUGCUUGUGACUGUUUAUC